Bombina bombina (fire-bellied toad) is the source of this 1214-nucleotide messenger RNA. Its product is annotated as sulfotransferase 6B1. Gene Ontology annotation, molecular function: sulfotransferase activity. Lineage: Eukaryota; Metazoa; Chordata; Amphibia; Anura; Bombinatoridae. The record is from RefSeq and is a predicted model, not a curated record. The coding region runs from base 42 to 947 and encodes 301 amino acids. Gene Ontology annotation, cellular component: cytoplasm. Gene Ontology annotation, biological process: sulfation. The transcript is spliced from 7 exons.
UCAUUUGACCGUUCUUUCUCUUUUGUAGGUGACAAGACAAAAUGGCAGAGGACAAAACAUUUAAGCAAGAGUUACUGAAUAUAUUUGAAAAUGCUAAAGAUACACCACCUGACAAACUAGUGUUCACUUACAAUGGUGUGUUAUAUCCCACUGCAACUUGCAACAUUGAUACAUUUCAAGCAUUGGAAAGUUUUGAAGCCAGAUAUGAUGACAUCAUGUUAGCUGCUUAUCCAAAAUGUGGAAGUAACUGGACUAUGCGAUUACUCAGUGACAUGAUAAAAGUUGCCUAUUCUAGAAAUGCACUAGCAAACAUUCCAAUUCUAGAAUUUGCUGCUCCUGAUAAAUUUGAGAAACUAAAACAAGAAUACUCUCCCAGACUCCUGUCAACACAUCUGCACUAUGAUGCUAUUCCCAAAACUAUUUUUGAGAAAGGAGUAAAGAUCGUGGUGGUAAUUCGAAAUCCAAAGGAUACAGCUGUGUCAUUUUUCCAUUUUUAUAACAAUAGCCCACUGUAUCCCUCCUACAAUUCCUGGGAUACCUUUUUUCAAGACUUCGUAAGCGGAAAAGUUGCUUGGGGAUCCUACUUUGAUCAAAUGGUUGCUUGGAACAAACACAUUGAUGAUGACUCUGUAUAUAUAGUAACAUAUGAAGAGAUGAAACAGGACUUGAAGGCAGCAGUAAAGAAGAUGGCAGGUUUCUUUGGGAUUUCUCUGAAUGAAGAACAAGUACAGCAAAUUGCUGAUGAUGGAACAUUCAAGUUUAUGAAAGAGAAAGCCAAAGAAUCAUAUGGAGAUUUUGUGCCAGUGUUCUUUAGAAAAGGGGAAGUUGGUGACUGGAAAGAUUAUUUUACAGAAGCUCAAAACCAAGAAAUUGAUGCAAAAUUUGAAGAGUGCUUGGCGGGAACGAAACUGGGAGAAAUGAUGAAUUAUAAUGUAUACUGUAAAUAAUGAAUGUUUGAUGGGAUAUAAACAUCCAAUCAGUGGCCUAAUCUAAUCAAAACACAUUGUCGUAUGAAAACCUCUGACUUUAAACAGCAUUAUUUAAAUUAGCAAAGAAAACAAAAACUAACUUUUGUGUAGGAAAAAACAGGAAAAUCUUGUUACAACGAGCAAAACAAAACCGUAAACAACAGGAUUUUCACAGCAUUCACAGAAACAAAAUAUAUGUGAUCAAUUUGACAAAUAAUUAAUUCAGUAUUGGUGUUUACAGCUAAA